GCAGCCUCGCUCUCUCUCGGACUAGAGAUGGAGAGCGAAGCGGUGGCUGCGGAGGUGGCCGCUUUGGAGCCGUUGCUUGCUGGUGAGCAGGUCAAACCAUUUACACCAGAAGAAGCUAAAGAAAUUGUGAUGACUCUUCAAAAACCAGUGGUCUUCAGCAACAUGACUUUCGAUUGGCCGGUACUUCAUUGGAAUGUUACACAUCUGGCUAGUCUAUUGGCUGGAAAGAAAAUACUUUUUAGAAUAGGAAGGAAGGACACAGCUACAGCUCCUCUCUUCGAAACGGAGUGUGCGUAUGCAGAGGCUACGCUUGAUGAUUUUCUGGCCUGGAGUGGAAGACAGCAACCUUGUCCUUCUGGACCAUUCAGUAGUUAUGAUUUGUGUAAAUGCUGGAUGUAUGCUGACUAUAAGUACAUUGCUAGGCUAUUUGAAGACAAGCCAGAACAUUUUCAGGACAUUAGAUGGUCUGAUUUUGGAUUUCCUGGAAGAAAUGGAAAGGAAAGCACUCUGUGGAUUGGUUCUACUGGAGCAAACACACCCUGUCAUUUGGAUUCCUACGGCUGCAACUUGGUGUUGCAGGUGCAAGGCAGGAAAAGGUGGCAUCUGUACCCACCAGAAGACUCCAGGCUACUUUAUCCUACCAGAAUUCCCUAUGAAGAAUCCAGUGUAUUCAGCAAAGUCAGUGUGCUUAAUCCAAAUCUGAGGCAACAUCCACUGUUCAAAAAAGCCCGAGCCCAUGUGGUUACACUUGAUCCUGGCCAGGUCUUGUUGGUUCCUAGACACUGGUGGCAUUAUGUGGAGUCCAUUGACCCCAUCACCGUUAGCGUUAAUUCCUGGAUUGAACUGGAUGCAGAUCAUGAAGCCCGCAUAGAAGAGGCAAUAACUCGAACAAUGAUAUGUGCAAUGAAGGCUGCAGAAAACCCCAGUGAUACAGAUUCUUGGCUCAACCCCACAGAGGUUGAGGUAACAUCCCAUAAUACCAACCUUGAGUAUUUAAACAAAGCGGUGUCUUCUUAUUUAGAACAUCAGAAGACAAGUGUAAUUAAGCACCAGGUCCCUCAAAUGCACAGUACUGAUGGAAUUCUUCAAGAGUCAUACAAGAGGAGGAAAGUACAGAUCAAUACAGAAUCUGCGUGCAUAAAAUCUAAACCCUGUGACUCUAGCAGAACAGUAAUUGAAACAGAAAAGCUGACAACAAUUCCCUGUGGACAGAGCCUUUUUCAGGUUUUACCACAGUCCCAGGAAACUUAUCCAACUGGAGUAGCUGAAUGUGAAAGUGAGAGACAUUUUGGAAAAUUACAUCCUUCUGGGAAGACAUCUAUGAUGACUACUAAUUCUGGGGCCCUCAUGGAGGAUCUAGAAUGCAUGACCACUUCCCCACAAACUCUCAUUUCUACAAAUGAUUUGCUAGAUUGUGCACUGGACCCACAAGUCGUGGGUUUAAUAGCUCGUCUUUUAUUGGAGAAAGUGAAUAUUUCGAAUCCAUUGAAAUAAAAAAAAGCAAUGACAAAAUGUUCUCUGGAAGCUCUUGAACUUUGGAGAACUAGCAACAAGAAUCGAAAUGCAUUUUAAAAAGUACAAAUGUAGACUUCCAAAUAAUAUAAUGAUUAAGCCUGUGAAAGGUAACGGGGCAGAUAAUACAGUAGGAGCAUAAUGGCAUUAUACACUGUAGCAGUAGUCAUAAUAAACAUUUCACCUAAAGGUUUAUAGGCUUUCAUAAUACUGUAUCAUUUUAGGAACUUUUGAAUAGAUCUGUCAGGUUAAUGAUAUUAUUGUUCCGACAUGUAGACAUGGCUCCUGAAUCAGAGAGAGAGAUUAGUUUAUCUAAAGCCAGUAAUCCAUUAGGUGAUAUUGGAAAAGUAUUUCCAAUCAGAAGUUCAUGUUCUUACAGAAUUAACUCAAAAGAAGUGGGGGACAGUUACAUCUACUUUUCAGGGAUUAAUUUUUUUUCCUCCAGCCAUCUAAUUCCUACAUGGCAAAUGGACUCUAGUCUCCCAAUAUCUGUGCUAUAAUAAAUGCAUUUAAUCUUUGCCAUAUACAGUAUAUCAUCCAUUCUUUUCCAUCUAGUUCAGGAUUGUCAAACUGCUGGCCCACGGGCCGGACGCGUCACAAGGAAACUGUGCCCACCCCAUUGCUGGCAAUGGGGAAAGAGCUCCGAUACGUCACACGAUAUCACGUGACGUCAUGAGUUUGACAUGUCUGAUCUAGUCCAUGCAGAAAAAAUGAACUUGGAUGGGCAAACAUUAGUUACAAAAUAGCACAUGCAAGGAUGUGUUUUUAGAUCAAGGUUCUUAAUUAAUGUGUUAUGGUUUUCCAUGGUAGUGAUCUCCCAAACAUAUUUGCUUGUUGAUUAAAUUCCCUAAACAACGCUGUCCUUUCUUAAACAUGGACAUUCCAACCAUUUUCAAUUCAGAGCCAUCCAGAUAUGUUGGACUACAAAAUCCAGCAUUCCCAUUUGUAAAGAAGGCUGUAGUAAUACUGUAUGCUAUGUGCCUAUAAAA
Messenger RNA from Protobothrops mucrosquamatus (brown spotted pit viper), 2501 nucleotides. RefSeq names its product HSPB1 associated protein 1 (gene HSPBAP1). The coding region runs from base 28 to 1494 and encodes 488 amino acids. Lineage: Eukaryota; Metazoa; Chordata; Lepidosauria; Squamata; Viperidae. Gene Ontology annotation, molecular function: 2-oxoglutarate-dependent dioxygenase activity. The transcript is spliced from 8 exons. The record is from RefSeq and is a predicted model, not a curated record.